Dufourea novaeangliae is the source of this 1039-nucleotide messenger RNA. RefSeq lists its product as uncharacterized. Gene Ontology annotation, biological process: signal transduction. The record is from RefSeq and is a predicted model, not a curated record. Bases 127 to 900 code for a protein of 257 amino acids. The transcript is spliced from 4 exons. Lineage: Eukaryota; Metazoa; Arthropoda; Insecta; Hymenoptera; Halictidae. Gene Ontology annotation, molecular function: protein binding.
UGAAUGCGGAUUGACCAAAAAGGGUGCGGUCAAUUGUUUGGUGCUUAAUACAUGUAAAGAAGAAAAAACAAAUAUAUUUGUAAAAUAGGAAACAGUUUUUCAUACUGAUAAGUAUCUUUGAGGAAAAUGCCGAUACUUACGGGCUUAUCUCGAAGAUUUCAUAUGUUAACGACGGAUGCAAUACCUGGACCACCUCGAGUAGAAAUCAAAGGAUAUACUCAUAAUUUAAACACCGUUGAAGGAAGCGGCAAAGCAAAGACGAAAUCGGAAGGCGACAAAUCUUUGAUCACUGGUUCUGCACCUACGAAUACUCGACCUUCGGAGACAAAACAAGACUUUGACGAAAUUAAGUUUCCUACCAGUGAUGAAAAGCAACGUAACAAACCUAAUGUUAAAACAAAAACAAAAUCAAAACAGUGCAAGUACAACACGCAAGGAGCACGCAUUGUGAAUUACAAUAUAAUUAAUUCGAAUGGAGUGAACAUCGGCUCAAGAACUAGUUACAUUUGCAAUGUUAAUCAAUUUCCUACGAAAAAUACGACGUCGUCGCAGGGUUCCUGGCCGAAAUCGAGUACACAACAAAUGCCCGCGGAUGUCGAACGCUUAAGCACGUGUACCGAUGAAAUCACAUUGGAGGAUAUAUUCAUUAUUAAGACCCACAUUGGACACGGCUGGAAAGACAUUGCCAGAAGGCUAUUAUAUUCAGAUGGUCAAAUCGAACAAUUCGAAGAAAAUUAUAAAUUCAGAGGAAUAAGCGAAGUAAUAUAUCAGAUACUCUUAGACUGGAAACAGGCUAACACGAAAGAUGCGGAAAUUGGUAACUUAACAAACCUAUUAUGGGCCUCUCAAGAAUACGAUUGUGCAAAACGAUUAGUCUCUUCUCGAAAAGAUUCUACUUGAUACAUUUCAUAUAUUCCAAGUUUGAUACGUUAUGAUAUCGUCAUUUUUUUGUUUACUGAUCAAGCCAUCAUGGGUGUAGCCAGAGAGGGCACUUGCCCCCUCCCUCCCCCCCUGGACGGAAAAAAAUGGCUUUUGCCUU